This is a messenger RNA of Stylophora pistillata, 917 nucleotides long. RefSeq lists its product as uncharacterized. NCBI's taxonomy places the organism in Eukaryota, Metazoa, Cnidaria, Anthozoa, Scleractinia, Pocilloporidae. The record is from RefSeq and is a predicted model, not a curated record.
GCAACAUGGCGGAUGAGAUGGACGAAACGACCUGCGAAGACGAAAAAAAUCACUCUGACAGCGACUCUUGCGAGAGCUUUCAGGAUAAAGAAGAAGCACCUGAUGGAAUUUCAAAUUCAUCAAAGCAAAGUUCGUUAAAAGAUCCAAAAUCGAAUGCAUCAAAAGUCAAGGAAGAUUGGAAAUGGAGGUUUCCCUAUUUGUCGUACAGGAACUUUUUGCUUCAAGUAAGGUCGGUGAAUGAUAAAUCAGUUGUAAAAGACCCUUAUGCAACUGCGUCGGAGAAAAAUCCAACGGAAGGUGAAGAAUUAGAAGGGAUAUAUGCAGAUGACAAAGGGUAUUUUCGGGGAGACAUUUUUGAAGAACUGGAAAGUGAUGAUAACAUUGGUUUUGCUGGUGACGUCUGCAAGCAACUGAAUCUGAUGCCUAAUGUCGAUAUCUCUGAUCAUGAGCGGACUGCAAUAGAUGAUGGCUCUUUAAAGACCGAUCGGCAAACAGAUUCUGGUACUCCAGAGAUUAUUGUUGUUCCAAGUUCACGAUUUGUUCGUGAACUAAAAGUUGAAAAAGUCAAUAGGAAUUGAUUAUCAGCUAAUUAUUUCCAGAUGUGCAUCAGUUUACUUUCUCUUUCCUGCAAAAUAUGGUACAGAACUUUGUUUUAUCAUUCGGUGUGUAUCGUAACAUAGUCGGUUUCUUUAUUUCAGUUAUCUCAUAAUUUAUAUGCCAUUCUUUCCUAAAAAUUUUGAUUAGCUCUGGAAGUGCACGUAGCGAAGAAUGCAUUCGUUGCCGAAAGAUUAACGAAGAAGCGAGAGGUAGAUAUUAUAGAAAAUGUUACUAUUCAUUGUGGUUUUCCACAUAAAUAAAUGUUUCAUCGUUUUAUCUCACGAAGCAGGAGUCGGGCCAAUCAAUCGUGUAUUGAUCGC